AUGGCCAGCAUGCAGAUCGUAUCAGAUCUCCACCUGGAGAAACCUGCUGCCUAUGAUAUCUUCCAGAUUCCACCCCAGGCUCCCUUCUUGGCACUUCUUGGUGACAUAGGUGCCGUGACCGACGAGGGCUUCUUCCUUUUUGUUGAACAACAGCUUCGGAAUUUCAAAAUUGUGUUUCUACUGUUGGGAAAUCAUGAACCAUAUCAUUCAACUUGGAAGCAAACAAAAGCAAAGAUUUGGGAAUUCUCGGCCUCUCUGAACCAGCGCCAUUCCCAAGAUAAUUCAUCCGGCACCUUUGUCUUUUUAGACCAAACUCGAUAUGACCUUGCAGCUAACGUGACGAUACUGGGAUGCACGCUCUUCUCAAAAGUCUCUGAACAACACCGCGACGGUGUGAGCAUGGGCCUGAACGACUUUUACUAUAUCAAUGACUGGACUGUCGAGGAUCACACCGCUGCUCAUGAGGCCGACCUCAAGUGGCUGAAUGACCAGGUUGCACUGAUCGCAGACCGAGAACCCCAUCGAAAGAUCAUUAUUUUCACCCACCAUAGUCCUCUGGGUGGUGAUUUACGCGCUGCUGACCCACGACAUAUCCACAGUCCACUGUCGUCGGGAUUUGCCACGGAUUUGUCCUUGGAGGAGUGCUGGAAGAAUGCUCGAGUGUCCUUGUGGGCAUACGGUCAUACACAUUACAAUAUUGAUUUUACCGACAAGGCGACUCAAAAAUUGGUCUUGAGUAAUCAGCGUGGGUACUAUUUUUCUCAAUCACAGAGAUUCGACGUGGAGAAAGUCGUUCAUAUAGACAAUAUAUAA
This is a messenger RNA of Penicillium verhagenii, 813 nucleotides long. Its product is annotated as Ser/Thr protein phosphatase superfamily. Gene Ontology annotation, molecular function: hydrolase activity. Bases 1 to 813 code for a protein of 270 amino acids. Lineage: Eukaryota; Fungi; Ascomycota; Eurotiomycetes; Eurotiales; Aspergillaceae. The record is from RefSeq and is a predicted model, not a curated record. The transcript has a single exon.